Molecule: messenger RNA, 2257 nt
Organism: Zophobas morio
Lineage: Eukaryota; Metazoa; Arthropoda; Insecta; Coleoptera; Tenebrionidae
Product: zinc finger protein 208-like
Exons: 2
Coding region: 344-2107 (587 amino acids)
Biological process (GO): regulation of transcription by RNA polymerase II
Molecular function (GO): RNA polymerase II transcription regulatory region sequence-specific DNA binding; DNA-binding transcription factor activity, RNA polymerase II-specific
Source: RefSeq, a predicted model, not a curated record
GCAGUGAAUCUAUUACAAUUCUCUAGUGUCUAGUGACUAUAGUGUCAUUGGUUGUAUCAAUUUUUGAGGUUAUGUGCAUCCAAAUUCUUGGCGGCCAAAAUCAUAAACUAACCACGUUAACCACAAGUUAAUUUAUGCUCAUAACAGAACAUAAUUCUAAUUUUUCAAUAACCCUACGGGAAAAUUCAAGUCCUAAUAAUAAUUUCUGGUGUGUUUCAACUGGAAUUUGCUGCUAUUUAAGAAAAAAAAUCGGGUGUGACCACCAUAAAAAUCUUAGGUUAGAACUCUGGCGCUUUGGAAACUGCCUUUAACAUAGUGUCAAAUAAGAUUUGAGGUGGCCACAAUGUCGACUAUCGAAUAUUCAAAAGCACUCGUUGCACGGGGAAGAUCUUCCUGGAAAAACGUCCACAACUGUAAACUGUGCCCCUAUUUUACGACAUCGAUUUUGUGUAUGGUGAACCACGUGAGGCGACAUCGCUCAUCUCUGGAAAGAUUUACCUGCUCCGAAGCCAAACUCGAAGUGUAUUAUUGCAAAGACUGCGAUUUUAAAACCGAUCUAACGAUUCUGUUUAAACAACACAUUAACAAACAUCACGGCCUUAAGAGUGAAUCUAGAGAAGUUUUGUCAAUCAAGGACUUCACCAUAAAAAACUACGUUUGCGAAAAAUGCGCCUUCGAAACAAAUUCCUUGAUAAAUUUUCUUCAACACACUUCAGAAUGCACGGAAAGAAAAGAAAAUCCUCAAAGUCAGAGUUCUCCGAGCCAGAAUGCCACGUACGAAAAAAAUGGUGAAUGGCACAAGUGCGAAAAAUGUCCUUUCAAAACGAAAUUGAAAAUAUGUUUUAAAAUCCACAUGAAAAACAUACACGCGCGGGCAGAAGACGUUAAAUGGCACGAAUGCACGGAGUGUCCAUUCAGAUCUAAGUAUAAGGGAUCUUUAAAGAGUCACUUCAGUUUCAAACAUGCAGACGAAGAAAAAAUUAAAUGGCACGAAUGCGAAAAGUGCCCGUUCAAAACUAAAUAUCACUCGGCUUUAAAAUACCACGUGACUAGUCAACAUUUGAAUGAAGAAGAAGUUACGUGGUAUGAAUAUCCCAACUGUUCGUAUAAAAGUAAAUGCAAAUAUCUUUUGAAACAUCAUAUAAGUGCUCGCCAUUCCGAUUAUAACCGGUACAAAUGUGAACAGGAUGCUGAAUGGCACAAGUGCGAAAAAUGUCCUUUCAAAACCAGAAUAAAAAGGAAUUUAAACAAGCACAUAAAUCGCGUACACGCGCGGGCAGAAGACGUUAAAUGGCACGAAUGCACGGAGUGUCCAUUCAAAUCUAAGUAUAAGGAAUCUUUAAAGAAUCACUUCAGUUUGAAACAUGUAGAGGAAGAAAAAAUUAAGUGGCACGAAUGCGAAAAGUGCCCGUUCAAAACUAAACAUCGCUCGACUUUAACUUAUCACGUGAUUAAUCAACAUUUGAGUGAAGAAGAAGUUAAGUGGUUCGAAUGUGCCAACUGUUCGUAUAAAAGUAAAAGAAAAGAUCUUUUGAAACAGCAUAUAACUGCUCGCCAUCCAGAUAUCAAAUCACCUCAAUGCGAAUCAUGUCCAUGUAAUGUUAAGGUGGAAGAUCAUUUAAAGCGUUUCAAAUGUGAACAGGCUGCUGAAUGGCACAAGUGCGAAAAAUGCCCUUUCAAAACUAGAUUAAAAAGGAAUUUAAAAAAACACAUGAUUAAUUUACACUUGCCGGCAGAAGACGUUAAAUGGCACGAAUGCGAAAAGUGCCCGUACAAAAGUAAAUACCGCUCGACUUUAAGAUAUCACGUGCUUUGUAAACAUGUAGACGAAGAAAAAGUGAAGUGGUACGAAUGUGCGAGCUGUUCGUAUAAAGCUAAAAGAAAAUAUAAUUUGAAAGAGCAUAUAAGUGUUCACCAUUCAGAGAUCAAAUCAUUUCAGUGCGAAUAUUGCCCAUAUAAGGCGAAAUGCAGUAGAUAUUUAACGAUUCAUAAAAAUAGCCGCCAUUUGGAUGGAGCGGAUGCAAAGUGGCACAACUGCGAUCGAUGUUCCUAUAGAAGCAAAUAUAAAUCACAUUUGACUAGGCACAAAAAAAAAAUGCAUGUGUAGGAUUCUACCAUGGGAUUCACAACCAACCUGUCUGGUUGACUUUCCACCUCGAUUGUUAUGUCGAUGGUUCAUUUUAUUUUUAAGGUUAUGUGCACCAAUUGUCAAUUUAACUUCCAAAUAAAAUAUCGCAAACGAUCAUUUCCACAACAA